AUGAAGCCACACAACCUCUUGCAGGCCCUGCUACUUACAGCUUCAGUUGUUGUAAAUGCCGGAAAAACCCCCAGACCUGCAGUCGCUUCUUCCAGCACUGGUAGAAAGAGCAAUGGCGACACUCGCAAGUUCAUCAUCGAAGUUGAGCCGAAUCGCGGACUAGCUACAGUCGCACACCAGUUUCUCACGAAACCUGACCGGAAAAGACCCCUGUUCAAGAGUCUUGAUUGCAGUGAUAUUUUCAGCGGAAUGGUAGUGGAAACCGACACUGACAAUGCGGAUACACUACUUCAGAUGGAGGGAGUUGUUAAUGUCUGGCCAGUACACAAAGUAUCUAUGCCCAAAGUUGAACAGUCGAAGCACGGUCCAUCCUCCUCGAUAAGAAACUAUUCUCUCCACCAUUGGACGGGCGUCGAUAAACUCCAUGCCGCUGGGAUACGUGGAAAAGGGGCAACUGUCGCCAUAGUAGACACAGGGAUUGACUAUACUCACAAAGCGCUUGGAGGAUGCUUCGGUCCGGGAUGUAAAGUCAAAGGAGGUUAUGACCUUGUGGGAGCCGACUGGGAGACACAUAAUGAGAAGAAACACCCAAAGCGACCAGACAAUGAUCCCAUGGACUACCAAGGGCAUGGAACACAUGUAGCUGGUAUCAUUGCUGCUGAAAAUGAAUGGCUUACUGGAGUUGCACCAGAUGCGGAACUUCUUAUCUACAAGGUAUUUUCCGAUAACCCAUGGGAAACUGACGAGGUGACUAUAAUGCAAGCAUUGUGUGAUGCUUACAAUGCGGGAGCCGAUAUUAUUACUUCAAGCAUUGGACAGCCAAACGGGUGGUCCGACAAUCUCUGGGCUGUUCUAGCUAGCCGACUGGUCGACAAAGGUGUUGUGAUGAUCGCAUCAGCUGGCAAUGAAGGAGAGUUUGGACCUUUCUACUCUAGCAGUGGCGCUAUCGGGCAUGGUGUACUUGCCGUGGCUGCUGCCAAUGUCACCACAAAGCCAAAUGCAAACAGAACCGGCGAGGACUAUGGACCAAUGCCCGUUUACUUCACCACUUGGGGACCAACAAAUGAGUUGCUCCUUAAACCAGACAUCGCCGCUCCAGGUUUCGAAAUUACGAGCACCGUGCUAAACCAGAGUUACGAAGAACUGAGCGGGACAUCCAUGUCGGCGCCAUACAUAGCAGGCAUCGCAGCCCUUUUCAUCGGGAAAUAUGGUGGCCGUGCUUUCAAUGGUGCCGGAGUGGCUAAGAUGCUUCGAGAUCGCAUUGCUUCGAGUGGGAAAAGCCUGCCAUUUGUGAAUAGCCGCCUCAACCGGAAGUUCAAAUCUCCACCAUUCCAGGUCGGAACUGGGCUGGUGGAUGCAAUCAAGGUGCUUAAUUACGAUACCCAGCUCGAGUAUGAGCCCUUUGCGCUGAGAGACACCGAAUUGUUCAAGCCACGAUGGAAAUUCAACAUCACCAACACUGGUGGAAGGGCACACCAAUACAGAUUCAAACUUGAGCCCCAGGCAGGCUUCAAUAUCUACGACGCCAACUACGGGGUCUCUCUGUUGUAUGGAAUUGAACCAAAGAACAUCGUCCCUCCUGUGAGACUCCCUCAUACGGUUUUUAUAGAGUCAGGAGAGACAAGAGAGCUGAGUGUCACUUUUGGUCUUCCAGACGUCGACGACGAUUACUUGCCAUUGUAUGGCGGCAAGGUAUGGGUCAUUUCUGAUCACGGAGAGAAACUGUCCAUACCGUAUGGAGGAGCGGCGUAUGAUACUGAAAAGGCAUUCGACAACAUGUUUAUUGCCGAACCGUUCAUCACAGAUCCGGACAAGGACUUGACCUGGUCUUUCAACAUCGACAGAGAUCCGAAUGAUUUUAUUGAGAUUGGUGGUAGGCUAUCAUACGCUUGCAAGAACCUCAGAUGGGAUAUAUUUGAGCAAGGCUGGACAGAAUCACUCUGGACCUACCCUCUUCGUGUUGGCGAAUUUGGCUACGUCGGUUCAGCAACUACAAUGCGAGAUGCCGAAGAAUUUUGGUUCUUCGAUCCAACCAUCAAUGACGCGAAUGACACUAUACCGUUCCCACUCAAACGUGAAUCGCGCGGGUUUCAUGUAUUUUGGUGGUUUGGUAAGCUCGCCAACGGUACAAGAAUAGCGCCGGGAAACUACACCAUGAGAUUUGCAGCCCUGAGACCUUAUGGGAAUCCAAACAUUUCGGAUCACUGGGACAUCAUGUACAGACCAGUGGACAGCAGCAUACAGGUGUUGCCUUAUAACGAUAACGACAACGACACACAUAGUUCGAAUCUGACAUCCAAGGCACCCCGGUACCAGAUGCCGAGUCUGGGAAAGGCCUCGUUGAAAGGACAGUAG
Messenger RNA from Fusarium pseudograminearum CS3096, 2355 nucleotides. RefSeq lists its product as uncharacterized. Lineage: Eukaryota; Fungi; Ascomycota; Sordariomycetes; Hypocreales; Nectriaceae. Gene Ontology annotation, cellular component: cytosol. Bases 1 to 2355 code for a protein of 784 amino acids. The transcript has 12 exons. Gene Ontology annotation, biological process: proteolysis. Gene Ontology annotation, molecular function: tripeptidyl-peptidase activity; serine-type endopeptidase activity. The record is from RefSeq and is a predicted model, not a curated record.